AUGGAUGAUUUGAAUGGAGGGAAUACAGUAGAUGUUUGGAAAGGGGAGAGUUGGCGCCAAGACCGUCUAGUCCUCAACAAGGAAGCCAUGUCCCUCAAAGUCACGGAUAACUUUAUACCUCUCCUGAACGAAGUCGGGGAAGAUUUCGUCAAGAGGAUGGAGACGAAGGUUGGAAUCAGCCCGCAAGAUAAAUGGACGACCGAUUUGACUCACGAGCUUUUCCGGUUCGCCUUGGAGUAUAUUAGUCCAGGUGGGUCUUUACGCCAUGUUUCGGGAUUCCAGGUUUUUCUCCAAACCCCUGCAGUUCAACCCAGAAAGGUGGAUUAAGGCUGAGGACCCCAGAUAUUUCAGAGGAUUAAGCUUUGGCUUCGGGCCGCGUCAGUGUCUCGGCCGCAGAAUUGCCGAGAUGGAGAUGCAGCUGUUUUUAAUCCACAUGCUGGAAAAAUUCAAGAUUGAAAUAAAGAGAGGCGUGGAGAUUGGUACCACCUUUGGCCUCAUCCUGAUUCCAGACAAGCCCAUCUACUUGACGCUACGGCCUCAUCAUUCCCAUCAGUGAAUGGGUGAAGUUUCCCAGAAGCCCCUGGUGCCUCUUUCAAAACACCUGGAGAAGGAAC
Messenger RNA from Thamnophis sirtalis, 614 nucleotides. The record is from RefSeq and is a predicted model, not a curated record. Lineage: Eukaryota; Metazoa; Chordata; Lepidosauria; Squamata; Natricidae.